AUGAUGAUCAUGCCUCGUGAAUUGUGGCUCGACACCAAAGCUCUCCGAGCGGCUCUGGAGUGGGAACAAGCUCAGCCAACGAUCUUUCCUACGAUCCAACGAGGUAAACAUCUAUCACCACCGACUGCUCCCCAACCAAAUACGAUUCUCUGUAACACCGACGGAGCAUGGAAGGCGGAAAGUCGACAAGCAGGUACAGGCUGGAUCUUCACUACUCCUACAGGAGCAAUCACGCGGGAUGGAAAGGCCCAUCACAACGUCUCCUCUGCUCUAAUGGCGGAAGCCCUAGCGGUUAGAGACGCCCUCAUGCAUGCCUCUGCUCUUGGAUUCACUUCAAUCUGGCUUCGCUCAGAUGCUCAAGCGCUCACCAAAGCGAUCCUCUCGAACCAAGGACCGACAGAACUCCACGGCAUUUUGUCGGAUAUUGCUUCGAUCUCUUCUUCUUUUGAUUUCUGCGUUUUUUCGUCUGUCUCUCGUGUUUUGAAUGGGCCUGCGGACCAAAUUGCAAAAGCCCACCUUGUAUUAGCGAAUGUUUCGGCAGCCCACUAG
This is a messenger RNA of Raphanus sativus (radish), 549 nucleotides long. RefSeq lists its product as uncharacterized. The record is from RefSeq and is a predicted model, not a curated record. The transcript is spliced from 2 exons. Gene Ontology annotation, molecular function: nucleic acid binding; RNA-DNA hybrid ribonuclease activity. Lineage: Eukaryota; Viridiplantae; Streptophyta; Magnoliopsida; Brassicales; Brassicaceae. Bases 1 to 549 code for a protein of 182 amino acids.